CCUCAAGAACAUCUUCCUCUUCUUUCUCGUUGAUGCACUGCUGCGUAGCGUAGCAGCAGCCCUGGCGUGCAAGGAUUCCAGAGAGAAGUCUCUCGGGCAAUGGAUGCUACAGUUCCAGAACGGCGAGUCCGGAUCUCGCGCAUUGCAGGCCGGUACCUCAUCUUCGACAUUGAAGAUGUCGUCUACAUUCGCCGCCACCACGGCAUCUGCGCGGUUUUGACAGGUACCAUGCCGCAGAACCCAACGCAGAACCUCUUUCUUGGCCUCCCCGUCGAGCUGCACUCCGAAGAAGCCAAGCUGCUGGUUGACAAGGGCGUCGGCUAUAUCGCUGAUGAGCUGACCGACCACCUGUCUCGGCUUUCUAUCAUGGAUGGAAACUUACGCAAGGCCUACCUCCAACACAUCAAGCAGCAGCGCAGGAACGCGCAGCAAGCCUUCGAGGAGGAGAAGGCAAAGAUCCAGGCCAAGCAUCAAGCGAAGCGCAAAGCAGCAGCCAAGCCAAAUCCCACCGUCACAACCAACCCAGAAGAGGCAUCUGCCAUAGCAGAGAGCGGGCCCUCCUUGUUUGACCCAUCAAUGUCUCCCAACCCAGCAAAAGAAACCCGUCCCAAAGAAACCCUUCCCCCCUCCAUCACGCCUACCACCAGCGCUCACCUUCUGCCCAUCCCGUCCAAUCCCGUCAGCACAGCAGUAGACCCCUCUUCGUCGUCUUACCCGCUGUACAAAUAUCUCAACUCCAGGGGGUAUUACACCACGCCCGGCCUCCGCUUCGGCGGAGAUUACAGCGUAUACCCGGGGGAUCCAUUCCGGUACCAUGCUCACCACAUGGCCAACAGCUACGGGUGGGACGAGGAGAUCCCCAUGCUGGACCUCGUGAUGAGCGGGCGACUGGGCACAGCGGUGAAGAAGAGUUUCCUUUUUGGAGCGGAGAAGCCUGGAAAGGAGGUCGGCGGCGCUGCUAAGGAGGAAGGAGGGCACGGUGAGGUGAGGGUCUUUUGUAUCGAGUGGGCUGGUAUGUGACAGAUUCGAGUAGCCGAGAUAAAUGAUACCCAUGUUUACU
This is a messenger RNA of Chaetomium strumarium, 1060 nucleotides long. RefSeq lists its product as uncharacterized. Gene Ontology annotation, molecular function: nucleic acid binding; tRNA-intron lyase activity. The coding region runs from base 100 to 1020 and encodes 306 amino acids. Gene Ontology annotation, cellular component: tRNA-intron endonuclease complex. The transcript has 2 exons. The record is from RefSeq and is a predicted model, not a curated record. Gene Ontology annotation, biological process: tRNA-type intron splice site recognition and cleavage; tRNA splicing, via endonucleolytic cleavage and ligation. NCBI's taxonomy places the organism in Eukaryota, Fungi, Ascomycota, Sordariomycetes, Sordariales, Chaetomiaceae.